AUGGCUGACUCCGACUCUUCCCUUUCCUCGCCUCCAGCGACAGAUGACGAAAUGCCCGUCGAUACCGCACCUGCAAUGUCGGAGAAGCCGUCGCCCCAAAAGAAGAAGAAGAAGAAGAAUGGCACUAUCUUGACUUUUUUCAAACAGCGCUCGCCGUCACCACCUCCGAAGAAGCGGCCAGCUUCGCCGCCUCACCAGCCCGUUCCAGAGGAUAAUCCAGACAUUGCUUUUAUUGUCAUGUUUCGAUCGCGCUUCAAUGAAGCCUUCCCUCGCGGCGCGCCUCAUGUUGGACCUCAGGACAUCGAGCAGGGCGUUGUUGGAGAGACGCCCUCUGCCGAUGUCGAGGGUCUAUUGUGCGCUUUACUCGGCCUCGUCCUCAAUCGCAAAAAGCCUGUCGAGUCAGUCUCACCCUUUGAUAUCAUGAGAUCAUGUACACGCUGGUCGCCAAGCUGUACCGGACCAUCUAGAGAAAAGCAAGCUGACAUUAUGGUGUUGAACAGAAAAGGGCAUUAUGGCCGCGCCCUUGAAGAAGCCAUCCAAACCCAAAAAUCACAAUGGCCACGCAAGUGGACGGCAAACCCCCUCAACGGCGGUCGCAGCUUUAAUACCAUGACGGCGGUCGAACGUAUCACUCUUCUUCACACCCUCGCACUCUGGAGUCUAAACCAAAAUGAACAGGUCAAAGCAAUGGUCAAUGACGCAUACAAGGCUCGAACCACAAAGGACAGACUGGACACAAACAUUCCGCUCUCGGUUCAACCGUGGGGCCGCGAUGGGGACAAGCGCCGGUACUGGCUGGUCGAGGGGCAGAACGACACACAUUUCCGCAUCUACCGCGAGAGCGACCCAAAGCUGAAGAAUGUGCAAUGGAUUAGCGUUGCAGGCUCUAUUGAAGAGCUGCAGGUGCUAGCUAAGAAGUUGGACGAAGAGGAUGGUCACCGAGAGGCAAAGGCCCUCGGCGAGCGCAUGCUCAACGCCAUCCCCCGCUUCGAAGCUUCAGAAGGCAAACGAAAACGACGCGAAUACCGCGUGCAGCGCAGCGCAGCCUUCUCGCGACCUGGUCCCGACUACCCCUCGCUCUACGAAGGCCGCACGCGUGGCAAGCGUCUGCGAUACAACUAUGCAGAUGAAGAAGACGAGUUCGCAUCAGAAGACCUUCCCGCUCGCCGUUCUGGACGGAAUUCUGGGCGUGAGACGUCUGUUGCGCCAUCUGGGCCGACGGUUACGGCUAGUGGUCGGCAGGUCCGAUCUCGGGCCACAGGCGCAUACGGCGAGACACUGCACAGCGGACAGGUUGAUGAUCGCGUGUCGCCUGCGAUGGGAGACUAUGUUCGAUCGUCUGAGGAGCCACAGCAUAGUCGGGCAACACGCGCCGGCAAGCGGGAUGCCACGAAUGGUCGGCCCGUCCACGGCACAGUCGACUCGGAUGAGGAGGACGCGACAUCUUGGGAUGGCGGCGAUGAAGAAGAAGAAGAAGAUCAGGAGCCUGAGCAGAUGGAUCUGGACGAGGAUGAAGGCGAUGCAGCAGACGACUCCAUGGAUCAAGGAGACGAACCACAAUCCCUAAUGGUCACCCUACGCUAUCGCAAGAGCACUUCUGCCCAGCCAUCUGUCCAGCCUCCGGCAACAACGAAUGGAAUCGUGAAAGACGAUGUACACACGAGCGAUCCACCCUCCACAGGCCUCCCAGCACAACCUGAACUCGCGCCUACCCCAGCGCAACCACCCCACCCAACUCUUCCACCCUCUCAACACGCACCAGCUUCCCCAAUCCCAAACGGCAUCUCCACGCACCCACCGCAACAUUCGAUUCCGCCUGCCUCCCCGAUUCCCCCUUCCACGGCACCUGCUCCGUCAGCCCAACAAACCCAGCCCUUGACCCUGGCCCCGUCCGACACGGCUCCCAAACCAGAAGGCUUCUUUGCGCCUACACCGCCGUAUAGUGCGCGAGACGAGGGCAAGGUGGAGCAGAGUCGUGGGUGA
Molecule: messenger RNA, 1983 nt
Organism: Plenodomus lingam JN3
Lineage: Eukaryota; Fungi; Ascomycota; Dothideomycetes; Pleosporales; Leptosphaeriaceae
Source: RefSeq, a predicted model, not a curated record